Scatophagus argus is the source of this 3237-nucleotide messenger RNA. It is a transcript of the gene ncoa4, whose product is annotated as nuclear receptor coactivator 4. Gene Ontology annotation, biological process: intracellular iron ion homeostasis; response to hormone. Gene Ontology annotation, molecular function: transcription coactivator activity. Bases 295 to 2073 code for a protein of 592 amino acids. Lineage: Eukaryota; Metazoa; Chordata; Actinopteri; Scatophagidae. The record is from RefSeq and is a predicted model, not a curated record. The transcript has 11 exons.
UAAUCACUACUGGAGGUAAUAGCGCUGUUAAUGGCAGACUAUGACCACACUUCACGGGGUUCUCCCCCUUGCGGUGCCCUCCCCGCGAUGUGAGCGUGUGUACGUGCCAGCCGGCAGGCAGUGAUGGCGGACCGUCAGAGUGUCGUUUCCUCCUUCCUGUGAGCUCCGACCGCAAGAGACAGAAACUUAAUAUUAGCUGUUUUUAGAUCACCGUUAUCGGCUGAAGUCGGAAGUGAGGACGCGUUGUGUUUUCGGAACCUCUGUGUGGUGUUUCGUCUUCACCGAGUCACCAACAUGAGGAUGUCAGGGGCAGAGGCAGCAGUGAGCGGGCUGAAGCAAUGCCGGCAGGCCCAGGAUCAGCUGGAGGACGCCAUCAACAAAGUGAUGAAGGCUGAGCAGCAGCUGAAGGAAAACACCAGAGAGGUGCGUGCGGAGCUGCAGAGCUGCGUGAGUCGCCAGCAGGAGGCGCUACGCUGCAGGGAGGUUUGGCUGCUCGGUCAGAUCGAGCUGCUCGAACAGCUGAAGACUGAAACUCUGCAGCAGCAGCUGCACCAGCUGCACUGGCUUCGAGGUCAGUUUGAUGUGAUUGGCCAUCAGCUGCAGAAUUCCAACAGCAGCAACGACCUGAGCAACCAGCUGACCAGCUGCAUGGAGAAGUUGGCUUCUCUCAGUCUAACACCUGAGGAAACACCUGAGAUGAGCUUCCACGCCGACACUCGCUCUCUGAGGCAGGCCAUCACCUCGUUUGGCAGCAUUACAGCUCAGCCUGUGGGGGGGGUGUCCUCUCAGAGCCCCACCCACCAGGCCAGUCAGGCGCAGAGUUGUCCAAUCACUGCCAAGAUGCAGCAGAUGGAGGCCGAAGCUCUGGGCGACUGGUUACUGGGAGCUCCUUCAGCCAGCCGCACUCCUGUUGGUUACCAGUCCAGCAAGAACCCUCAUGACUGGCUCAUGUCUCACAAGGAGAGCAAGACUUCCUGUCCCGUCCUGACCUCGAUGGACUUCCUGCGGGACUGGGGUCAGCUCAGGGACCUGGAGGCGUGGCUCCUCCAGGACGACAUCACCAUCAGCAGGAAGAGGACCAGCAGCAGCUGCAGCUCCUCCUUCUCCAUCGAGAAGAUCGAUGAAUCCGAGUUUGCCGUCUCUCCUGAAGAGGAGGAGGAGGAGGAGGAGGAGGAUGAGCUGAGCGACUGGCUCAUCACCCCACCCACCGCUGCCACGAAGACCAUGACAGAUGCUGAGCGGUGGCGGCAGGUUUUGAAGCCAUUUGAGGACAGCUGGUCGUCCAGUGAUUGGCUGGUGGGAUCGAGCCGCCCCCCCGCCGACUGCUCUGCCUGCUGCCAGACCAGCAAGGCUGUGGAGAUUGAGAACCUGGGCCAGCUCAAGUGCCUGAAGUCCCCGACCACCCCUGCCCUCCCAGUGGCCCCAGCAGCGGCCCUGGAGGCGUGGCUGCAGCAGGUGGUGCCGCUGCAGCAGACCUGCAGGGCCAACGAGGUCUGCUCCACCUACUCUGACUGCAUCUGCGAGGAGAACUGUGGGAGAGAAGCUCUGAGCCUCUGGCUGCUCCGACAGGACGGACGAGACAAGAACGGAGUCCCUGUAGCCAAGAACACCCCGCCCACCGACAAAAACACCCCGCCCACUGCCAAGAACGCCCCUCCCCCCCACAGAGAGCAGGAACAGAAGGUUCAGGCCAUCCUGGAGGCCUGGCUCCACCCCAACAACACACCCUUCUCCUGCAAGACUCCUUUGCAGGCUCUCAGCUCCUCCCUUUCCGACUGGGUGGCUCCUGGGGAGGAGCACAGAUCCCAGUUCAAGCCUUUCUCCUCCGCCUUCUCCUCCUCUCUGUUCCAGCGCCCUCUGGAUCCAGAGCUCUGGGUCCUUCCAGGCCAGACGUCCCCUCCUGCUCAGGGGUCAGGAGCUCAGCCUUCAGCAGAGGAGGACAAAUGGUUGCUGAAGAAGAGGAGUCAGGCUCAGGAGCGCUUGGCGUUGUCCACUGUCUGUGAUCUGUUCUCCUGUAUGAAGGUGUACGGAGACAAAGAAAAAUGGCUGCACAAGACCCCCGAACAGAUGUGACGAUGACGGUGAUUGAUGUGUUGUCGUCUUCUUCUUCUCUUUUCUGGGAGUCACUUUAUCGCUGAUCAGCGCACAUGAUUACAACAAUCUAACUAUCACCGGCGCCUUCCUCCUGUGACAUCACCGGGCUCUCCUCCAAUCAGGAUCAAGAACCCAUUGAUCAAUACCCUGAACUGUAAAAAAAAAAAAACAACAACAAUUCUGUUGGGCUUUCAUCUGUGUCUCACGGUCUUCAUCUGAGUUGUCAUGACGACGGUGAUGCAGUUUAGAGCUCAGGAGAAGUUGGAUCUUUAGCGUCAAAUUGAAGAUUUCAGCAGAAACAAACAGAAAUUAGAUGAAUUUAUUUUUUUCAAGCAGAAAAAUCAAACUGUCCCUGAUCAGAACGUCUUCAUUUAAGGUCCUACUGAUUUAUUUUGUCUUAUGAAACUUUCAAUUGGACUUGAGUGUUGUCAUCAUCUGACAUGUUCACAAAGAAACUAUUGAUCGAUUUUUGUGGAGACAAUAAUUUGCAGAUGAAUCAAUGUACAUUAUUGUGGCGGCCCAGUUCCCAGGAUGCAUUUCUUCAGCUGAUCCUGACAGGAGGGGGGCGGAGUCUGAGGGGACAGGGUAGAGAACAGUAGCAGAGUUAAAGAUAUAAACCAGCCUUUAUUUUAAUUGAGCUUAUUUUAACAAAGCUGUUUUCAUGAUUUAAUUUCUUCAUUUAACAGAAUCUGCCAUUUGGUGGAAUAUUCCUUUUAUUGUUUUGGAUUUUCCUGUGGAACUGUUGCACUACACAGGUCUACUUCCUGUGCCGACUGCAGGCUGCUUGCAUCACUUCUUGAGAUCUGUGAGGAAACUCCUGCCUUCUAAUGUGAGGCUUGGUGGUGCUCAUCACGUGUCAUCAGUCACCUGAAAGACUCAGUUUAGGGCAGAAACAGAUUUGUUAAAUAUAAACAAUCAAAAGGUGAAACAACUUUGUUUCCCAGAAUGCCUUAGGUGGAAGCAGCCAGCAGUCUGUUAGCAGGUGGGCCACCUGACUCUGCAGUCAGCAGUGAUUGGUGCUUUUUAUUGAAGCUUUGGGUGUUUUUUGGGGGUGGGGUUGGACGGCUUCACAUUGAGCUGCGAUGUCAUCAUUUCUCUUUUCCUGCUGUGAUUCUCUACAGUAAUAAAAACAUGCUGACAUCA